Ostertagia ostertagi is the source of this 417-nucleotide messenger RNA. Lineage: Eukaryota; Metazoa; Nematoda; Chromadorea; Rhabditida; Trichostrongylidae. The record is from the annotation of a GenBank genome assembly.
AUGAAUCGAGUUCUGCAGUUGUUUCGUCCGCAACUGACCUCUGCAAGAUUAUGUUCGGGCAUUACCAAAAGGCCAUCUCCUAAUGAGAUUACUAAAGAGAAUGCAGAGUUCGAUCAAGUAACACAUACAGGACAGGCUUGGGAUAAGGCCGACUAUCGCCUGCAACGGUUUGACACCUCGAAAAAACAGGUAAACCCGAACAUCGCUAUGAAUUUGAUCGCAGAACGUCCUGCUCAAGACUGUGGUAACGAACGCGUCGUUUGUUGCGAUGGUGGACAUCCAGCUCUCGGCCAUCCACGUGUAUUCAUAAACCUUGACAAGCCUGGAGUUCACGCAUGUGGUUACUGUGGGAACCGUUUCUACAACUCUCAUAUCACAAAGGGCGACGACAUGAAGAUCGAGCACUUAAACUGCUAG